ACGGCAAGCGUAGCUAGCUAUAGUCGAUGCUCAUCUUCCCCACCACCAAAUAGUGGUACCGAGUAGUGGUACCACUAUCCCUGCUUUAUCGCACAUUUCUUUACCGACAAAACCCUUUUCCUUUUUAGAGAGAAAAACUAUAAAAUAGUAAGCUCGAAUUUCGCCACUCCUUUCCCAUUUCAACCACACAACACGCUCCGCAUUCAACCAACGUAUAAUUUUGGCGUUUUUCGAACUCAAAUUCGGAUCCUGUUGGUGGAUCUCCAUCCUCCAAUCCAAAUGCAUGGGUACAGCCGCCUGGGCGGAGCAGCGCGUUCGCCACCGUCGUCGCCGCGCUUCCGCCAUGGCCGGAGUAAAAGCAGCAGCUGGGGUUCGUCGAAGGAGAGCAAUUCCAUGGAGAAGUUGCUUUUCAUUCUUAUGUCGGCCGUUUUCAGAAAGCGAGGCUUGCUUCUUUUUGCGCCUUUGUUGUAUAUUUCAGGGAUGUUGUUGUACAUGGGUUCGUUGAGCUUCAAUGUUGUGAGUAUAAAGAAUGGUGUCGUUGUUGUACACAAGCGUGCUCCUCCUGGUUCUGUUUAUCGAAGUCCUCAGGUCUUCGAAAAGCUAUGGCCCUUCAUGGAGGCUGAGGCUUCCAAUUCCAACGGAACUGUGAAUGUGUUAAUGAAAGCUUGGAAUAAUAUGGAACAUAGAGAGUGGAAGCCUUGCGCUAACAGAAGUGUUCCUGAAACAGAAUUGCCAAAGUCAAAUGGGUUCCUUAUAAUUGAAGCAAAUGGGGGAUUGAAUCAGCAACGCUUGUCGAUAUGUGAUGCAGUUGCUGUGGCUGGACUACUAAAUGCAACUCUUGUUAUUCCAAUAUUUCAUUUAAAUAGUGUAUGGCGAGACUCAAGCAAGUUUGGAGACAUUUUCGAUGAAGAUUUCUUUAUACAAUCACUUGGAAAUCGUGUGCAUGUGGUGAGAGAACUCCCGGAUGACAUACUUCAGCAAUUUGACAAUAACAUAAGUAAUAUUGUCAAUCUUAGAGUAAAAGCUUGGUCCAGUUCAGCUCACUAUCUUCAGAAGGUCCUUCCUCAGCUUUUGGAAAUGGGGGCUGUUCGCAUUGCACCUUUUUCCAACAGACUAGCUCAGGCUGUACCCUCCAAAAUCCAAGGGCUUAGAUGCUUUGCCAAUUUUGGAGCUCUUAGAUUUUCAGAACCAAUAAGAACACUUGCAGAAAGCAUGGUUGAUCGGAUGGUUAAACAUAGCUCCCAGAGUGGAGGGAAAUAUGUUUCAGUGCAUCUUCGUUUUGAGGAGGAUAUGGUUGCAUUUUCAUGCUGUGAGUAUGAUGGUGGGGAGGAGGAAAAACAUGAAAUGGAUAUUGCUCGUGAAAGGAGUUGGCGAGGUAAAUUCAGAAGACGACAUAGGAUAAUAAAGCCUGGUGCUAACCGUGUAGAUGGAAGAUGCCCAUUGACUCCUUUGGAGGUGGGAAUGAUGCUUAGAGGCAUGGGUUUUGAUAACACAACAUCAGUAUAUGUUGCAGCAGGGAAGAUUUAUAAAGAACAAAAAUACAUGGCACCACUUAAGCAAAUGUUUCCACGAUUACAAACCAAGAAUACAUUGGCAACACCAGAAGAGCUUGCACAAUUUAUGGGGCACUCGUCUAGGUUGGCCGCUCUUGAUUAUACUGUUUGCCUUCAUAGUGAAGUUUUUGUGACAACCCAGGGUGGAAAUUUUCCACACUUCUUGAUGGGUCACAGACGGUAUCUGUAUGGUGGGCAUGCAAAGACGAUUAAACCUGAUAAGAGAAAAUUGGCUCUAUUAUUUGAUAAUCCUAAUAUGAGGUGGGAAGUAUUCAAACAACAAAUGAAAGACAUGCUUCGCCAUAGUGAUCAAAAGGGAAUCGAGUUAAAAAAGGCUGGUGGAUCUCUAUAUACUUUUCCUAUGCCAGAUUGCAUGUGUAAACUGGCAGAAACCAGAAGUGACAAUGGUAAUAUCAGUAAAUAUACGAGUCUAUAACGUAUAAACGUAGAAAAAUCUUCUUUAGGAAAUCAAUUUUUCAAUACGUGUAAUUUAUUUUUGUAUCAUCCACCUUUUUCAUUUUUUUUUUGUAGUGAAAUUAGCAGUGAAAUCAUAAUUCUUUGUCCAUUGUACAUGGGAUUCAUUGUACAUGAGAUUAUUGUUAGUCGAGAAUCGAGAUAGACUUGCACCUGUUCAUCAUGAUUCAUUUUUG
This is a messenger RNA of Abrus precatorius (Indian licorice), 2203 nucleotides long. Its product is annotated as O-fucosyltransferase 9. The transcript is spliced from 10 exons. NCBI's taxonomy places the organism in Eukaryota, Viridiplantae, Streptophyta, Magnoliopsida, Fabales, Fabaceae. Bases 280 to 1989 code for a protein of 569 amino acids. The record is from RefSeq and is a predicted model, not a curated record.